ACAGCUCCGGUGCUGAUCGCGAGGAGGAUUUGUCAACAGAGCCCGGGUGGGCGGCGGGCGGCGGCGGUUGGCGUGCGCGAGCGAGCGACGAGCGGCAGCGGAGCGAGAGGCGGGCCGCGCCCGGCGAUGAGGCACGAAGCGCCCAUGCAGAUGGCAUCUGCUCAAGAUUCCAGAUAUGGCCAAAAAGAUACAUCUGACCAGAACUUUGAUUACAUGUUCAAACUGCUCAUUAUCGGCAACAGCAGUGUUGGGAAAACCUCCUUUUUGUUCCGAUACGCUGAUGAUUCCUUUACAUCUGCAUUUGUAAGCACAGUUGGGAUCGAUUUUAGUAAAACAGUUUUCAAAAAUGAAAAAAGAAUUAAGCUACAGAUUUGGGACACAGCAGGUCAGGAGAGAUACAGAACAAUUACCACGGCUUACUACCGGGGUGCAAUGGGCUUCAUUUUAAUGUAUGACAUCACGAAUGAAGAAUCCUUCAAUGCUGUGCAGGAUUGGUCAACUCAAAUCAAAACAUACUCUUGGGAUAAUGCCCAGGUUAUUUUGGUUGGUAACAAAUGUGACAUGGAGGAUGAACGGGUAAUCUUCACUGAGAGAGGCAAACAUUUAGCAGAGCAACUUGGAUUUGAAUUUUUUGAAACAAGUGCCAAGGACAACAUUAACAUCAAGCAGACAUUUGAGCAACUCGUGGAUAUCAUCUGUGACAAAAUGUUGGAAAGUCUGGAGACGGAUCCCACCAUUGCUGCCAGCAAGCAGAACACACGGCUAAAGGACACCCCUCCUCCACAGCAGCCCAACUGCGGCUGUUAAUGCAACUAUCAACAAAGGCAGUUCCAGUGCGUUCCGUUGCCAACAGAGUAUUUAUGAAUGGUCUAUAUGCCUUUAUUUAUACUGUCUUAUUAAUUUAUUUGAGAGAAAAAUCUUUUAUUUUACAUCAGCAGCUGGUUGAGCAUGUGUAUGGAGAUAGAGGUUUUAUUAGUUUGAAAGGACGAUCCAUUUUUUAGCAUCUGGCUUUUGCAUGCAGGAUGGCUGUUAGUUUCUCUUUUCUUUUUACUGUUUUACAUUACACUUACUUCAGCUGGUGCCAUAUCCUCAGACCACAUUUGCCUAGAAUUGAUUUUUGCUUCAUGGGUUUCAAAUUAUAUAGUUGAAUCCUUAGGGUAGUGGCCAAGGUGGUUUAGAAUAAGCUUCCUGAUGUCACUUAUAUUUUCUCCUCACUGAAAAUCAAUUUAGAAAUAUUGCUCUAGUGAGCCAAUCACUCAUUCUGUCUAGAUCAUUUGUAUAAGGGACACUUCCUGGAGUGUAUUGCCGUGGCAAAUCUACACUCACUAUGUUACACAUCAUGGCUGCUUGGAAAUUGCAGAAGUUAGAAAGGAAAAACCUCCAGCCUUCCUGGACCCAAAGCCACCGAACUUCCCUGUGAGUUUCCAACUGGAUGUGGGUGUUCAGUGCAGAUCCUCAGAGAUAUGAGGUACUUCAUCCUGUUUGAAUAGCUAGUAUGUUUACAUUUCCAUGGAAGCUGCAUGUCUAUCUAAUACCUUUCUGAAACUGGAUCAUUACAAAGAUCCCAGUAGUACCUGCCCCAGUACUGGAGGGCUGACUAGCUCUUUUCAUUUCUACCUGCAUGAGAUAUUAAAUACACAGUUCUGAUAUUACCCCUGGCAGAGCCAAAUCCAUUACGCUCAGUUGUUCAUAGCUGAAAACUGUCUUAUGUUGCUGUCAAACUUGUAUACUUAAACAUUCAGGAAUUUCAUCUCCCGUUCAGUCACUGAGACAACCAUCACCACACUGGCUACAAACACAUGUAUUUCACUCAGACCUCUUGCAGAACAACUGCUGCUCAUGUCGGUGAACUGGAGUUUGACCUCAAUUUUACUUUGAUGAGAAUAUCUUGGUUUUUACAAGACAAUUAGAAAUUCACAAGAUUUUUUAAAAUUUUAGGAGUAAUAAAAAAUUGACAAUUGUCAACAUUUCUGGAGUUAGGCUGAAUAUAUUCAUAAGAUCAGCAAAAGGCUGUGAAGACAGCAGAAUAAAGUACACAAAUUCUUUUUUAAUAAAGUGUUAAAAAUAUUAAUAUUUCACAGUUUUUAAAAGUACUCCUUUAGUACUUGGUGGCAGUUUCUUACAUCUGUGCCCUGGAGUACUUUGUAUAACUGCUUUACUUGGGUCACAGUGACAUUUUUUUAACUAAAUUGCAUAAUUGAAGAAGCAUUAACUGUUUUAUUGUUCCUAUUAGACAGGAUUUAGGACAAGGCUGACAUUUCUUAAAAUGUCUGCAACGGGAAAAAUUGGAAGACAAAUUUAAAAAAGGAAGUAACACAAGGUACUGCAAACUGUUCAUGACUGCAAAGAAAUCCCUUUACGCACAUUAACUUUUUUGAAGGCAAUUUAUAUAACUUCCUGAAACACACUAAGAGAAAAUGGUCACACUUUUUUACUGGUUAAAUAACCUACAUAAACUUUGACACAGUAAAAACGACUUUCAAACAAGGCAUAUAGACACAUGUAAAAUGGGUAUGCCAUCAGGAAGCUACAUUGGCUGCCUAACUUAAAUGAAUAAAUGUUCUUUCUUCAGUCUGGGGUUUUAAACAAUAUCUGUCCUGUUAGCUAGCUUCCUUAAGCACUUGUUUUCCUAGUAGACACGGAGGCUGAACCUUCACUUGUUUACUUCUAUGAAGGGAAAGCACUGUCCUCUUUGGGGCCGAUGAGCAGCCAGGUGGAAGAGGCAUGUGCUACCCUAACCAUAACCCUGUCUCUCUCCAGGGAUGCUGCUUUUCUCUCCCCCAUCUAAGGUAGCAUGUUGAUAACUGUGCUGAGAGACUUUCAUUGAUACCUCUUCACCCACUAGGUACCAGCUGCUUUGGAAAAAGAAGUGAUAAGAAGCUGAGGAAGCUUUGUGUGAGAUGGUGGGCAGUUUUCCACCCUAUGCUUGCUAUGUGCAGUUAUUCCUGCUGGAGAAAAGGGAGCAAGGAAGCCUUGAGACAGCACUCAGCUGCAGCCCUCAGUCCUUUAGGAAAGGUUUAGGUUGUAUUAUUAGUCUGAGCCAUCCUCAGGCAAGGCAAGGCGACAGGAGGACAUGGUCACAUCUUAUAUGAGCUUGGGCAUAUCCUGGAUCAUGCAGCAUGGCUACAAGUGCAAAUAUUCUCCCAGCUUUGCUCUGGGAUGCUGGCUGCAAAAUGGUCAUCUUCUGUGCAUGUUGUAACAAGGAAAAAAGACCCCAAGAUGCCCCUUGCUACAGCCAGCCACACCUUGCUUGUACUCCAUUGCAAUGAAUUCUAGACCCUUCCUGCCUCUUUAUGACCAUGUAGACUCUAAUCAGUGGUGGCAAUAUAUUAUUAGCAUAUAUCUUUUUAAAGAAAUUGAGUGAUAGAUAAAUAGUUCUUUACUUAAAUAAGAUGAAUAAAUUGCUUUUCGUUUUGCAUCAAAAGACUGGGCAGAAGAGUAAUAGCAAAAUCAAAGAGGGAGAAUCUCUCCUUUGGAUUUCUGAGACAACUAACUACCCAGGCCUCCAACAUGUCUGAUCUUCUGUAUGGGAUGGGGAGGAUGGGGGAAGCAGCUGCCAGAGUAACAUUGUUCAUUAGACUGCCAGCCAUGUGUUAUAAGGAAAAGGCUCAUCUGAAGUACAACAGCAGAACCAGUCAGUAGAUUAAAAAACUCCUAGGAUCUUUGUAUUGACACUCAGAUAUUGUCAUAGAGUUCAGAAUUAGAUUAAUUUUUAAAGUGUUCACAUCAAAUUCUUGGAGGUUUUCAAGAUUAGACUGGAUAAAGCCCUGAGCAAAUUGCUCGGACCUCUUAGUUGACACUGUUUUGAGCAGGAGGUUGGGCUGGAUGACCUGCUGAUGUCCUAUCGAACCCAAUUUAUCCUAUGUGGAAGUUCAAGUAGACCUCUUCUGAACAAUCAGGGUUACUUACUGUUGGAAAAGUAGGCUUUGAUUUUCCAUCACAGGUUGGCUUUUGGAGCCAUGUGUUUCACAGGAAUAUUGAGUUUGGUCAGAUUUAGAUCAGAAGCAUCAUGAUCUCAGUGCCUCUCUCAGCUGGAACCUGGCUAUUGUAGAGAAACAUGAAAGACAGAAAGGCUUUGGGGAAGUAACUUACUAUCCCUUCCCCAAACAUUCUAAAAAUGUAGUUUGAAUUCUGGGGGAACUAGCAGGAUUGGGAUUUUCAUUCUAUUUAAAAUUAUGCCUUGGCCUGUUUCAUAGGGUAGGAUUUCCAAAAGCAGCUUGUGUCAAUCUAGUUCAGCUCCUAUUGACUUAUGUGAUGGAAUUGCAAUUUUCUUAAAUGCAAGUAGAGUUAGGCUAAUAUUGAGCACUUCUGGAAAUCCCAUCCCAACCUGAUCAAGGGCCAAAAUUUAAACAAUCAAUGGCUCGUUCUUCACACAUAUCCAAUAGUCACUGAUUAUGAGUUGUUGGAUGAGACAAGCAGGAUUUGGUUAGAUCCCUGAUCUAUCCACUG
This is a messenger RNA of Aquila chrysaetos chrysaetos, 4449 nucleotides long. Its product is annotated as ras-related protein Rab-3C-like. The record is from RefSeq and is a predicted model, not a curated record. Gene Ontology annotation, cellular component: endosome; plasma membrane; synaptic vesicle. Gene Ontology annotation, molecular function: GTPase activity; GTP binding. Gene Ontology annotation, biological process: protein secretion; regulation of exocytosis; protein localization to plasma membrane. NCBI's taxonomy places the organism in Eukaryota, Metazoa, Chordata, Aves, Accipitriformes, Accipitridae.